AUGGCGAACGAAUCUGUAAGUGUGAAGACGGAUCUCGAUAGUCACAGUGACUACAGUCUUCAACUAAACCGAUGGCUUCUGAAACCGAUCGGAAUAUGGCCCGCGUCGCCGUGCACCCCGAGACGCGACAAAAUCGUUUCGUACAUUGUGAACGCAAUUUGCUACAGUUUCAUGACCUUUUUCUUGGCUCUAUGCUUGCUAUACUUAUUUCUGGAAGAUGACAGUUUUCACAUAAAAAUGAGGAUGAUCGCUGCGUUCAGUCACUGGUUCGUCAGCAUCGCCAAUUACACGAUACUGUUGUUGAAGCGAAAAGACAUACGCAGAUGUUUCGAAUACAUAGAGAAAGAUUGGAUAAGGGCAAUGAACGAGAGAGAUCGGGAUGUGAUGUUGAAGAACGCGAAAUUCGGCCGGUACGUGGCUACGUCCUGCGUUGCGUUCAUGCAAGGCGGCGUUUUAGCUUUUUGCUUUAUAACAGCAUUGAACACCGAAACGAUCCGAGUGGGAAAUGAAACGAGGAUCGUGCACCCGCUUCCCGUACUGGUUUAUAAAAAGCUAAUCGACGUUAACAAAAGCCCCACAAACGAGAUUAUGCUUUUCGCAGAGGUAUUCUCCUUAUUUAUCGCGAAUUCCACUACAGUCGGAGUUUUCAGUUUAUCCGCCGUUCUCGCCGCUCACGCGCGCGGCCAGUUUAAUAUCCUCAUGCUGCGGAUCACUGAGCUCGUAAACGGAUCGGAAAAACCGAAAAAGACAACUACGUUUAACGACAUUGGCAUGUUAGUUGAACAUCAUUUAAGAACGUUAAAUUUCGUGUCGACUACAGAAGAAGUGAUGAACCGAAUAUAUUUUUUAGAAUUACUAAGGUGUGUGCUGGCCAUAAGCAUACUUGGAUAUUUAAUUCUCAUGGAUUGGGACGAUCGAGAAGUUAAAAAACUGACUACGUAUUUCGUAGUUCUCAUCUCCAUUUGCUUUAACAUGUUUAUAAUGUGCUAUAACGGCGAAAUAAUAGCGGAACAGUGCAAUGACGUCGGUGAUGUGAUUUACAUGACGAACUGGUAUGAUUUACCCGAUAAAAUGAUCCUAGACUUGAUCUUCGUCAUCGCUCGGUCGAACGUGGUCGUUGAAAUCACCGCCGGGAAGAUAAUCCACAUGUCAGUUUCUACGUUCGGCCAGAUGAUGAAAACUAGUUUCGCAUACCUUAAUAUGUUCCGACAAAUGACGAUGAGAUAAAAUGUAUUCGUAAAGGACUCAUAUACAAGCAUUGAAAGUUUGAAAUAUGAACAAGUUCAGUGUCGAAUAUAAUUUGUAUAUCCUAAAGAUCAUUUGUAUUCAUUUCACAGUCACGACAUAUUAAUUAAGAAACCGCACAAAAGUUUGUAUUUUGACAAUAUGUAUAAUACUAUACCAUGAAAAUCUAAUCUAAUCUAAUAAUAUUAA
Messenger RNA from Ceratina calcarata, 1434 nucleotides. Its product is annotated as odorant receptor 82a-like. NCBI's taxonomy places the organism in Eukaryota, Metazoa, Arthropoda, Insecta, Hymenoptera, Apidae. Gene Ontology annotation, biological process: sensory perception of smell; detection of chemical stimulus involved in sensory perception of smell. The record is from RefSeq and is a predicted model, not a curated record. Gene Ontology annotation, cellular component: plasma membrane. The transcript is spliced from 5 exons. The coding region runs from base 1 to 1227 and encodes 408 amino acids. Gene Ontology annotation, molecular function: olfactory receptor activity; odorant binding.